Messenger RNA from Cherax quadricarinatus, 3114 nucleotides. RefSeq names its product proton-coupled amino acid transporter-like protein CG1139. Gene Ontology annotation, biological process: amino acid transmembrane transport. Lineage: Eukaryota; Metazoa; Arthropoda; Malacostraca; Decapoda; Parastacidae. The record is from RefSeq and is a predicted model, not a curated record. Gene Ontology annotation, molecular function: L-amino acid transmembrane transporter activity.
CUUUAUUUACAUUAGAGGUUCCUUAUUUAUAUUGAAGGUCCUAUAUUGAUUUACACUGAAGAUCCCGUAUUUACUUACAUUGGACAUCUCAUACUUAUUUCCAGGGAGGUCCCGUAUUUGCUAUAGGGUCCCAUAAAGACAUAUAUAUGGAGUAUGAGGUUAAAAUAAGGAGUGAGUGAGGUCGAAGUCAAGGUCAGAGUGAAGGGUUGAGACACCACCACCUGGAUCAACACCCACAUAAACAACCUUUGUAAAUAUUAUUAUUUUGGAGCCUAGGCCUAUCAGUUCCAUCACAAGGAUGCCUGGGGGAGCCCUGGAGACACGUCCGCUGUUGACAGCCCCCAACCCUGACCCUGACCUGGAACGAGCGAAGACCCAAGUUUCCCAAAGGUAUGAUGACCACAGACCAGAUGUGGAUAAUGUGGAUGAUGACUCGGGACUUACUGCAUCCGGCCACCAUAUUGAUGAUGCCCAUCAACAGACUACAAAUUGUGAAACAAUGAUACAUCUAAUAAAAGGAAAUAUUGGCACGGGAAUUCUAGCCAUGCCCGACGCUCUUAAGAACUCCGGCCUCUACACUGGUGUGGGUCUUGUACCAAUUUUAUCUGCCAUUUGCAUCCAUUGCAUGCACAUGCUGGUUCAGUGCGCCCAUGAAUUAAAAGAGAGACUGGGCAUCAGUGGUAUGGAUUAUGCUGAUGUUGGCUACCAUGCCUUCGCUACUGGACCAGCUCCCCUGCGUGUCAUGGCUCCUGUUGCACGUACGGUCCUCAACACAUUUCUUACCAUAACACAAUUAGGAUUCUGUUGUGUUUAUGUGGUCUUUAUUGCUGCUAAUGUUCAACAGGUUAUUGACUGCAAAUUCCCAGACAACGGCAUCGACAUUCAUGGUUACAUGGUCAUCCUGUUUGUACCUCUAUUGGCCAUAUCUAUGAUUCGUUCUCUUAAGGUGCUGGCACCAUUCUCUCUCAUUAGUAAUGUCUUCCUAGGCCUAGGCCUGGCCAUCACAUUUCGUUAUUUGCUCCAAGAUAUACCGUCUUCAUACGACCGUCCUGAAUUUAAGUCGUGGAAACAGCUGCCACUUUUCCUUGGAACUUCCAUUUAUGCCUUUGAGGGUAUAGGUGUGGUUCUUCCUUUAGAAAGAAAGAUGACAAAUCCAGAAGAUUUCCGUGGAUGUAAUGGCGUCCUUAAUACUGCCAUGAUUCUAGUCACUUGUAGUUAUAUUGCGGUGGGUUUCUUUGGUUACCUCAAAUAUGGUGAUGCUGUACAUGGAUCCAUCACUUUAAAUAUUCCCCCGAGCGAUAAUUUAGCACAGAUGGUGAAGAUAUUGAUGGCUCUUGCAAUCUACCUCACAUAUUCUCUUAUGCUAUAUGUUCCUGCUGAGAUUAUGUGGCCUCACCUGAGCUCAAGGUUUCACUCUACCAGGGCAAAACGUCUUGGGGAGUAUGCAUUCAGAGCAUUUCUGGUACUCAUAACAUUUAUCUUCGCAGCAGCCAUUCCAAACAUUGGAUUGUUUAUCUCACUAGUGGGCGCAGUGUCAUCAUCUGCCUUGGCCAUCAUUUUUCCACCCAUCUUAGAAAUAGUUACAUUUUGGCCAAGAGUAACAAGAUUCACCAUGAUCAAGUGUGCUUUAUUCUUCACAUUUGGAAUCGUGUGCUUUGUCACAGGAACUUACGCCAGCAUUGAAGCUAUAGUUGAAUACUUCAAGCAUUCUGCAGACCCUCUACCUGGGGUAAUUUGCUAAAAAUAAUUAUAUGUAUGUUGCAUCUGUCCACUUAAGUGUUCCAUACACAACUUUUAUUUUGAGGUUAAUUAUUUUUUAAGGUACUGAAAUGAAUAUAGACCAAAUAAUACACUUUUGUAGGUCUACUGUGAGAAUUUGAAUGACUAUUUCUUGAUUUUGAUAAGAACAAUCGAUGUGGAUUUUUGUCUUCAUCAGUUUUUAAAAACUUAAAAGUUCAAUACAGCAAGGAAUAAAAUGCAAAAUAUUUCAGAUUCAAAUACAAAAAGGAAAUAAUAUUUUUUUACGUAAUAGUUUCUAACAGUGUUUGUAGUUACAUCUGUAUAAUUUUUAAUCUGGAUCACAGAAAUUUAUCAAACUAGUCUCUUAAAUUUUAUUUAUUUGUUAGCAUACUGAUAGAUAAUUAGGACCCCAAUAAUUGUGGUGCCUUGGUGCAGAAUAAAUAAUAUUGGGAGAAUUGCCAACAAUAUGUUAGGUAAAAGGACACAAGUGUAAUUAAUGUGGCAUUUUAUUGUGGCAACGUUUUGCUCUCCAGAAGCGUCGUCAAGCUGUCAAAGCUCCUGGAGAGUAAAACGUUGCCAUGAUAAAAUGUCGUAUUAGGCGCACUUGUGUUUUUUUUUACCUGACAAUAACUUUAUUAUUUAAACUUCCAGCAUUUCCAAGUACCAUUAAUAUAUAGAGUCAAUAGCCUGGUUGAUCAGUUCAUUCACUGGGAGGCCUGGUCUGGGACCAGGUUAUGGAGUCAUUCACUGGGAGACCUGGUCUGGGACCAGGUUAUGCAGUCAUUCACUGGGAGGCCUGGUCUGGGACCAGGUCAUGGAGUCAUUCACUGGGAGGCCUGGUCUGGGACCAGGUCAUGGAGUCACUCACUGGGAGGCCUGGUCUAGGACCAGGUCAUGGAGUCACUCACUGGGAGGCCUGGUCUAGGACCAGGUCAUGGAGUCACUCACUGGGAGGCCUGGUCUGGGACCACGUCAUGGAGUCAUUGACCCCCAGAGCACUCCCUGGGUAGACGCCAAGUAAAUAACCUUGAGAAAAUCGUUUGUGAUUUGAAACGUUCCCGUCUUGCAAAUCAGUUCAUUUUAUACUGUUUAUAUUACAUAUACAACAUUUAUAUAUUAGUAUAUUGCUUUGUACAAUCAGAUAGUUGAUAAUUUUAUACAUUUUCAUAAAGAAUGGAUCCUACUUUUAGUGUAAAUUUUGUACAUAAGUCACUUUCAUUUGUAUAGGUAAACUCUAAAUUCAAUCAGUAAAGAAAUAUUUUCAUUUCAGUUUACACCGACCAUCCGACUUACGACCGAGUUCGGUUCCGAGAAACCGGUCGUAAGUCGAACUUUACUACUGAAUAUCAACAUAAAAUUUUUGUAAUGACUUUA